AUGGCUGAGGAGUCCUCCAGUAUGGCGUCACGUCAAGAGUUGCUGGACCAACAGCACUUUACCGCCGAAAAGUUCGACUUUUUCCUCCCGGGCGCGCCGCACGAGGGUGACUUCCGUGCAGAAGCGCUGAAACCGAAGUCUCGACUAGGCGCUUUUCUCCACGACAUAUAUUCCCACAGAGGCAGAAGAAUGAAGAUCACGGGCACUCAAAUGAUCACUCUUACACUCCUGUCGUUCAAGUCUCGGAAGGCGACCAAAGCAGAGAUAGUCCAACGUGCUACCGAACUGCUCAACUUUCAUCGACGUUAUUUCCUCCGAACCCAAAUAGCAAUGGAGUCUUACUCCAACCAGCUCAUCGAUGCGAUGGAAGCUUACCUGCUUGAAGAGAGUACCCAAUACGAUGUCAAGUUCCCGCCCGAGGGCCAUGAUCGGCUCCGAUCAGAGCCAAGGACUUCAGAGAAGGAGGCGGACAAGACCCUCUGGCCACUUUGGGCACGCGGAGUUGGCGCUGAGAUGGUAGAAGAGGAGAAAGAUCCGAAGGGCGAGAUGCGCUACAACUGCGAUUACGGCAAACCCUUCAUUGAUUGGUUUGACCAAACCGGCCGCGAAAUGGAUCAUCGCCGACUUGCAGGAACUGGACCAGACCAGUGCGUCUACACACUGCCCCCGGGCAUGGAAAACAACAUCUUCGCCAAAUUCUACGACACACAGAUCAUGAACUCCAACGCGAACUUGAACACAGGAUUUGGACAACAUAUCGCACGCGAUUACUUCAGCGAGCUUCCAGGAGAACUCAAGCUCAAAAUCGUCCGACUGGUGCUACUGUUUCCCACCAAAGUCAGGAUCCAAGCCACUACUUUUCUUCAUGAAGACUGGCGCCCUGACCAUUGGCGUCGGGACUUGAGCCACUCCCAAGCCAUGGACCUUUCUGUAUACAAAUUCUCAUCACUUGUGAAGGUGCCGAAGCUCAUGCUUCCUUCCAACGCUGAACUAGUCAAAAGGCCUCAAUACUACUGGACGAUGGAACCUCCUGCAACCAUGUUAGCGUUGUUAGCAGUCAACAAAGUCAUGCACGGAAUUGCGAAGCCCGUUUUCUACAGCGAAAACUACUUCGAGAUCAAGGACGGCUAUGCCUAUCCACAUACCUUUGUAGUAGGACAUACGAUAAGUGGCGAACAGCUUACGCAUCGGUUCUUGGAGCUCAUGAGCCAAUCAAAGGCACGCGAUGGUACUCCUCGAUACGGCCCUCGUCCAACAGAUCUUAUGCGCAAGGUCAACGUUGACAUGGAGAUCUAUUACCCAGACUCCGGUCCAAAUGGUUCACAGGAGCCAUGGCACUUUGAACGCAUAGUGAACGCUUUGAUCACGAUGCCCCAUCUCCAGAAACUCGUUAUCAACGUCGGCAUGUUAUGUAUGAACUUUCUCAGGGAGUACAUGGAGGUCGAUGAGUCUGUCAAUCUGUUCAUACAACCAGAGGUGUGGCCAGGAUGGCGGAAGCUACCUUGGGCGGCAUCCGCAAUUCCUGUUGAGAACGGACAGGAUGGGAAGUCAGCGGCCGGACUCAAGGUCUUUAUCCCCGAAAAUCGCAAGGUGCAGAAGUGGCUUCAAGACCUCAUCAACAUGCCCGAUGAGGCGCCAGCGAAGAUUGUUCACAUCGUAUCCGAGGAUUGGUCUACCGAGGAGUGUCCUUCUGGGCUGAUUACUCAGGGCCUGCAGAAAGCUGAACAGCGCUGGAGGAAGGCCUGCAAGGACGACAAGGUUAUGGAAGGAGAAGACGAGAGCACUGAGUAG
Messenger RNA from Alternaria conjuncta, 1791 nucleotides. RefSeq lists its product as uncharacterized. The transcript has a single exon. Bases 1 to 1791 code for a protein of 596 amino acids. The record is from RefSeq and is a predicted model, not a curated record. Lineage: Eukaryota; Fungi; Ascomycota; Dothideomycetes; Pleosporales; Pleosporaceae.